Molecule: messenger RNA, 1640 nt
Organism: Monascus purpureus
Lineage: Eukaryota; Fungi; Ascomycota; Eurotiomycetes; Eurotiales; Aspergillaceae
Source: the annotation of a GenBank genome assembly
CGUCUGUCGGGCCUACUCCUGCUGGUCCUGACGCACCCAUUUUGGCUUGUGUUCCGCCCCUGGAAGCUGAACAGCUUUGUCUUCUGAGACCUCUCCCCCAGCUGGUCUUGGCUACGCGCCUAACGACUGUAGGCGAAGCAUCAGUGUCGAUGACCUCACCAACCAGCCUGUUUCUGUAUCAGUUGGCUGUCUGAGACGGAGAGUCUAGCAUUUGCGCCUUGCAUCUAAAAACAGAAAUACCGUCUUGGUGAUCAAAGAACACUAACCAUUAUCUUACUACUCUUUCACUAGCGACCACAGUUUCCGUUGUGCCGCCUUGUACCCCGCCCCCCUUCCAGCUUUCUUGCAUCGAACGUGGUAGCAUCUGCAGCAUCAUUUUCAAUAACAUGGCAGCGAGCUCGUUUCCGGGUGUCAACCCAUUUCUUAAAAUCGGUGUGCCUGGCGAGAAUAACCCUGGUUUUCAGAAGAUAUCUGAGGAGGACUUUGAUGUGACGUCACCAACCGACCCAACCUUUCGCAGUGCCAAUUCAGGCGCUUCUCAGUCUGCAUCCAGUCACAACAGGGAUGCAUUUGCCGAGAACAACCAGAGUAGCCGAGAGAGGCAGCGUAUUUUAUUUGGAGCAAGUCCUUUUGGACCAGAAUCGCCGGAGGAGAACGCUGUCAGCGACGAUGUUGAUGUUCCCGGCGGCUUCCCAGAGUCGCGUCCAACCGGCGGUCCCAACCAGGGCUUCCCCAACAACUAUGCCCUGGGACGGCGUACCUCUGUCUCUGCAGAGUCUUUGAAUCCGACGUCGGCCACUGCGGAUAGCUGGUCGCCCCCCUUUCAUCCCAAGACAGAAGAACAGGUCUCUCGGUUGAAGGCUGCUGUCAGCGCCAAUUUCUUGUUUUCUCACUUGGAUGAUGACCAGUUCAAAACAGUUCUGGAUGCAUUAGUCGAGAAACCAAUCCCAGCAAAGGAUAUCAAGGUCGUUACACAGGGUGAUGCCGGUGACUUUUUCUAUAUAGUGGAAGAAGGGCACUUCGAUGUGUACAUCAACCCAUUAGGCACUGUCCAGCAGGGACCAGACGGACUGGGCAACAAAGUAAGCUCGAUUGGGCCCGGAGGCUCCUUUGGGGAGCUGGCUCUUAUGUACAAUGCACCGCGAGCGGCCACGGUGAUUUCGGUCGAUGCGAAGAGCACACUAUGGGCUUUGGACCGCGUCACCUUCCGCCGCAUACUCAUGGAUUCAGCAUCCCAGCGCCGUCGGAUGUAUGAAGCUUUCCUGGAAGAAGUGCCGUUGCUAGCAUCCUUCAAACAAUAUGAGCGUGCAAAGAUCGCGGACGCUCUGGACGCGAGCAAGUUCUCUGCCGGUUCAACCAUCAUUGCAGAAGGUGACCCUGGCGACGCUUUCUACCUUCUGGAGUCGGGAGAAGCCCAGGCAUUUAAGAAUGGCGUAGACAGGCCAGUCAAAUCGUACAAGCGGGGUGACUACUUUGGAGAGCUUGCAUUGCUGGACGAGAAGCCCCGAGCAGCUACCGUGGUUGCCAAGACAGAUGUCAAAGUGGCAAGGCUUGGUCGCGACGGGUUCAAGAGACUACUUGGGCCUGUUGAGGAGAUCAUGAGGAGGACUGAAUACGAAAGGGAGCCGACUCCCACUUAA